Molecule: messenger RNA, 1644 nt
Organism: Fusarium coffeatum
Lineage: Eukaryota; Fungi; Ascomycota; Sordariomycetes; Hypocreales; Nectriaceae
Exons: 2
Coding region: 1-1644 (547 amino acids)
Biological process (GO): transmembrane transport; carbohydrate transport
Cellular component (GO): membrane
Molecular function (GO): carbohydrate:proton symporter activity
Source: RefSeq, a predicted model, not a curated record
AUGGCAGGAGGCGUCAAGAAGCCAGUCAACAUCUUCAAACUCAAAGAUGUCGGCGAACCCCAAGGCGUCUUCAACUGGCGUCUCUGGUUCGCAGUCUUUGCAUUCGGCUUGAUGGGCGCUGCACGCGGUAUCGACGAAGGUCUCAUCUCCGGCGCAUUUAAGUCAAAGGACUUUCAGAAAUACAUCCACUUCUCACAAUACUCUACCGUCGAACAAGCAAACAUCAAGGCCAAUGUCUCAGCUAUGGUUCAGAUCGGUUGUGUUGGUGGUGCCCUCAUUGCUUUCAUGAUUUGUGACAGAAUCGGCCGUAUUUGGGCUACGCGACAGCUCUGUACCGUUUGGAUCGUCGGAAUCAUCAUCUUCAUGGCCAAUGGUGGUAGUCUCGGUGCUAUUUACGCCGGACGCUUCAUCGCUGGUCUAGGAGUCGGCCAAACAGCCGUCGUCGGACCCGUCUACCUCGCCGAAAUCGCCCCCUCCGCCGUCCGUGGUCUCUGCACCUGCGUCUUCUCCGGCUUCGUAUACCUCGGUAUCGUAUUGGCAUACUUUGCCAACUACGGUUGCUCGCGACACAUGGGCGACGAUACACAUGCGCGCUGGCUCGUACCUACCAGUCUUCAUCUUAUGUUUGCUGGCUUGAUCUUCGUCCUUAGCUUCUUCGUUGAUGAAUCGCCUCGCUUUUUGAUCAAGAAGGGUCAAGCUGAGAAGGCUACUGCUGUCAUGGCGCGUCUGCGACAACAGCCUAUUGACUCUGAGUACAUUGUUCGUGAAAUGACUGCUAUUCAGUCUGCGCAUGAGCAUGAGCUUGAGAGUGUCAACACCUCUUUCAUUGGUACUUGCAAGGAGCUUUUCUUCAACAGCAGCAACCUUUACCGUCUUUACCUUGCCAGCAUGGUUCAAGUUUUGGCGCAGUGGUCAGGUGCUGGAUCAAUCACUCUUUACGCGCCCGAUUUGUUCGAACUUCUCGGUAUUCACGGCUCCGAGACUGGUCUUCUUGUCACUGCGCUCUUUGGUAUCGUCAAGCUUCUGUCUGCUAUCACUUGCGCGCUUUUCUUGGUUGAUGUUAUCGGACGUAAGCGCGCUCUUAUGGGCGGUAUCGCUCUCCAGGCUUUCGCUAUGAUCUACGUUGGCGCAUUCCUCACAGCCGUCCCCGAGCCCACUGGUGCAUCCGCCGCUGCCAAGGGAGCCAUGGCCAUGAUUUACAUCUCAGGAAUCGGUUGGGCCCUUGGUUGGAACACCAUGUCCUACAUCCUCACAGCCGAGCUGUUCCCUCUCCGCAUCCGAGCUUUGGCUACAUCCUUCGCCAUGACAUUGCAUUUCCUGUGUCAAUACGGUAGCAGUCGCGCGACACCCAACAUGCUUCUUCCCACAUCCGAAGGUGGCAUUAACCCCAACGGCACAUUCUGGACCUACGCUGCCAUCCUUGUCGUUGGUGGUUUGUGGGUUAUUGUUUCCGUGCCUGAAACUGCUGGACGAUCUCUUGAGAGCAUGGACCGACUUUUCGAUCUUCCUUGGUACAAGAUUGGAUUGUUUGGAAACAAGGAUGCUGAGGAGCAGGAUGCUGUUUAUGAUGAGAAGGAGGAGAUGGCUAUGAAUGCGCAUGGGAAUGUCACCUAUGUUGAGAACAGGCCCAAGGAAAUUGCCUAA